Messenger RNA from Psilocybe cubensis, 774 nucleotides. RefSeq lists its product as uncharacterized. The transcript is spliced from 10 exons. The record is from RefSeq and is a predicted model, not a curated record. Bases 1 to 774 code for a protein of 257 amino acids. NCBI's taxonomy places the organism in Eukaryota, Fungi, Basidiomycota, Agaricomycetes, Agaricales, Agrocybaceae.
AUGGCUACCGCAGUUGCGACCCAUGAAAAUGUGUCGGAAGAACAAAUUUUCAUUUACAACUGCGUUUUAUGCGCUUCGUUUAUCAUACUGUACUACGAUUACCUUCUUACCUUUCCAGACGAGAUCGACUUCUACUGGAGGCCUAAAUUCAACUUCGCCCUUGGAUUUAUACUGUUCUUUGUGAACCGAUAUGUGGUCACUCUAGGGCAUAUUCCCGUCAUCUUGUUUUACUUCUGGAACUGGUCUGCGGUACCUGAUCGUUUUCAGGUCAUCAUCGGGAUUAUUUCAAUUAUUAGGACUUGGGCAUUGUUUCAACAAAGCCGUCGAGUUUUAGCUACGUUGUGUAUCCUCGCUAUCGGAGUCAUCGUCUUUGGAAAUGCGAUGGUCGUGGAACAAAAGAUCACAGAGACUCAGACAAAGUCUGUUCUUCUUUCUGUUGGAUGUAUUUUACCACAUCCGGACAAAAGGGUUAUGGUGCUAGCAUCUACCUCCGUCAUUAUGUCUUUCUAUCUUUUGCCGUCGUAUAUUCGAGGAAUAACGGCCACCUUAACCAACAUCUUAUCCUCUUCCAUGAUUUCCCGUUUGAUGAUCAACCUCAGAGACCCAUCCUCAGGAUCAAGCUAUUGGUCGCGAUAUCAUGACCAAACCCUCAUGUCUACCCUAUUUUUUGGACCUGGAAUCAGCGGGCUAACAGAAAUUUCUGACACAUCUACCUAUGAAGAUACGAAAGAGAUGGAUGAUACGCAAUACAGUGAAGAGCCAGGCACGUAUUGA